AUGGUGGAGGCAGAGAAGACUGCUACCCUAGCACCAGCAUCGUGCGAUGCGCUGCCGAGCCCUGCUGUUCAGCGAUCAACUUCUGCGCCCUCCACAGUUGUGACCGUGGUCGAUGAUGUGGCCCAAGUUGCGACCCCAAGUGCUCAGCUGGCAGCGGCGGCUAGUCGGAUCACCUACAGUUCCCGCGGCCUCCUUGCAGAGCUUCAUCGCAUCCCUGAAGCUGCCAUUAAUUGGAGGAACCGCUGA
Miscanthus lutarioriparius is the source of this 246-nucleotide messenger RNA. NCBI's taxonomy places the organism in Eukaryota, Viridiplantae, Streptophyta, Magnoliopsida, Poales, Poaceae. The record is from the annotation of a GenBank genome assembly.